ACCUACACUACAAUCAGCCACAGACUGAUAUAAUAAUAUCAGCUGACGACAGUCAAUAAGUCUCUAUUGUCCACAUAUGUCAACUUCAUAGGUAGGUACCUACCUACACCUACUGACUGAAAAAUAUUCAAUGUACAUAACCAAAAACCGAAUUAUUUUAUUUUGAUUCGAAGUUUUCUCAACAAAGGCACGUUGUGUAUCAUGCUCCAAUUAUCAAUUAAACGACUUAUCUCGUGUAAUAGACUGAGUGAUUUGCGACGAUCGUUUAUUGUACAAAACAAGAGAAUUCACACUACGAAUCAUUUAAAACACGGAGAAUACGAAUGGCAAGAUCCGAAGUCUGAAGAUGAAGUUGUGAACGUUGUAUAUGUUGAUAAAGAUGGAGUUAAAAUAAAUGUUAAAGGGAAAGUUGGUGAUAACAUUUUAUAUUUAGCACAUAGAUAUGAGAUUCCUAUGGAAGGUGCAUGUGAAGCUUCAUUGGCGUGCACAACUUGCCACGUAUACAUUCCUCACGAUUACUUAGAUAAGCUCCCGCCAUCGGAAGAGAAAGAAGAUGAUCUGUUAGAUAUGGCUCCGUUUCUCAAAGAAAAUUCUAGAUUAGGUUGUCAAAUUGUUUUAACAAAAGAAUUGGAAGGUAUGGUAAUACAAUUACCGAAAGCAACUAGGAACUUUUACGUGGACGGACAUAAACCUAAGCCACAUUAAUUUUAAAUACUGGUGGUAUUAGAAAUGAAGAAAGCAUAAUUUAUUUAUGAAGUUACUGAUAAAGAAACGUGUGAGCAAAACGAAGCACAGUGAAUACAGUCCAGUUAUCGUUCCGAGGGGCUGAAAAGUGAAUGUUGUAUUUAAAGUUGAAGACAAUAUACUUUUGCUAACAUGAAAUGAAUGAUACGUCAAGUUUUUUAGGAAUCCGUAAUGUAUAUUACACAAGAUGGCUCAGCUCUUUCUAAUAAUGCGUAGAUAAUUAGUAACAAAAAAACAUUCAGGGUUUUUUAAGUGUCAUCUUAUCAUUGCCCCUUCCUCAUCCUUGUUGCGGUUGUGCUCCUUAAUGCUGAGGGUAGUGACCUUUACAGAGCAUUUUGUUUGGAACAUGUUCCUUCAUUCUUUUCAGUCCUCUGUGCAGUGGAGAGUGACAUUGAUGAUUGCUAUUUCCCUUUACACAAUAUUAAUUUUAACUGGGGUUACACUUCUAAAUUGACCCAGAGAAUGCACUCACCCAUCAGUCUAAUUACUCUAAUUUGGAUCUGUGCUUCAAAAAUACUGUCAUUACUAAAUACCAAUUGGCGAUCUCAUGAGUGAGACACUCACCGGAAGAGAUGUAGUGGUGUUAUUCUACACCACAACACGCAACUAGUUCCUCUAUAUUAUAUUUUCAUCUGUCAAUAUGCAGACUACCUUCAGUCUCAAUCAAUGUUUACGGGUAUUUCCCAAAGGAGUUUUUUAGUCUUGCUCCUAAUUAAUUAUGAAUUGGAUGGCUUGUUUGAUUUAGUGAUUAUUGACUCUGUCUUCUGUACAGCAGGGUUGGGAUUACAUUUCUGGACAAAGUCAAAAUCUUUGAGAUUAGCAUUGAUCACGGGGGCUGUACCCGAGUCUACGCGUGCCUGUACAGGUCCCACAGCAGUGAUGCAGGUUCAGCUCUGAUAGAGCAUGUGCAAGAGGGGACUAACCGCGUGCUUGAGCAGUACCCAUCUGCGGAGGUGGUGGUUCUUGGAGACUUUAACGCUCAUCACCAAGAGUGGUUGGGGUCCAGAACCACUGACCUCCCGGGUCGGACUGCCUACGAUUUCGCCUUGGCCUACGGCCUCUCCCAGCUGGUGACACAGCCCACCCGUGUCCCAGAUAUUGAGGGGCACGAGCCUUCUCUGUUGGACCUUCUGCUGACCACCGAUCCAGCCGGAUACAGUGUGGUGGUCGACGCUCCACUUGGAUCGUCUGAUCACUGCCUUAUCCGUGCUGCCACACCACUCUCUCGUCCUAGUCGUCGAACGACGACCAGGUAUCGAAGAGUUUGGCAGUAUUUGUCAGCAGAUUGGGAUGGAUUGCGUGAGUUUUACGCAUCCUACCCAUGGGGGCGGUUCUGCUUUUCCUCUGCUGAUCCUGACGUCUGUGCGGACCGUCUUAAAGACGUGGUGCUCCAGGGGAUGGAAUUGUUUAUUCCCUCCUCUGAAGUGCCCGUUGGGGGUCGCAGCAGACCCUGGUAUAACAAUGCCAGCAGGGAUGCUGCACACCUCAAGCGGUCCGCAUACGUUGCAUGGGAUGAUGCUAGGAGACGUCGGGAUCCUAACAUCUCAGAGGAAAGGCGGAAAUAUAACGCCGCUUCCAGGUCCUACAAGAAGGUUAUUGCCAGGGCGAAAUCGGAGCACGUUGCUAGAAUUGGCGAGCGACUGAAGAGCUAUCCCUCUGGGAGCCGUGCUUUUUGGUCGCUCGCCAAAGCUGCAGAAGGUAACUUUUGCAGGUCUAGUCUCCCACCACUACGCAAGUCCGAUGACAGUCUGGCCCAUAGUGCGAAAGAGAAGGCUGACCUUCUGGUCAAACUCUUCGCCUCGAACUCGACUGUGGACGACGGGGGUGCCACACCACCGAACAUCCUCCGGUGUGAUAGUUCCCUGCCGGAGAUCUGCUUUACACAGUGUGCAGUCAGGCGGGAACUCCGACUCCUGGACGUCCAUAAGUCGAGCGGGCCAGACGGCAUCCCUGCAGUGGUUCUGAAAACGUGCGCCCCUGAGCUGACGCCUGCGCUAACGCGUUUGUAUCGCCUCUCUUAUUGCGCUAACAGGGUUCCGUCUUCAUGGAAGACUGCCCACGUCCACCCUAUCCCCAAGAAGGGUGACCGGUCGGACCCAUCGAGCUACAGGCCUAUCGCGAUAACUUCCUUGCUUUCCAAGGUGAUGGAGCGAAUAAUUAAUAUACAACUCCUGAAGUAUCUGGAGGAUCGCCAGCUGAUCAGUGACCGACAGUACGGUUUCCGUCACGGUCGCUCAGCUGGCGAUCUUCUUGUAUACCUUACUCACAGGUGGGCUGAAGCCUUGGAGAGCAAGGGCGAGGCUCUUGCUGUGAGCCUUGAUAUUGCGAAGGCCUUCGACAGGGUCUGGCAUAGGGCACUUCUGUCGAAGCUACCAUCUUACGGAAUCCCCGAGGGUCUCUGCAAGUGGAUCGCUAGCUUUUUGGAUGGGCGGAGCAUCACGGUCGUUGUAGACGGUGACUGUUCUGAUACCAUGACCAUUAACGCUGGCGUUCCACAAGGUUCGGUGCUCUCCCCCACGCUUUUCAUCCUGUAUAUCAAUGACAUGCUGUCUAUUGAUGGCAUGCAUUGCUAUGCGGAUGACAGCACGGGGGAUGCGCGAUAUAUCGGCCAUCAGAGUCUCUCUCGGAGCGUGGUGCAAGAGAGACGAUCAAAACUUGUGUCUGAAGUGGAGAACUCUCUGGGGCGAGUCUCCAAAUGGGGUGAAUUGAACUUGGUUCAAUUCAACCCGUUAAAGACACAAGUUUGCGCGUUCACUGCGAAGAAGGACCCCUUUGUCAUGGCACCGCAAUUCCAAGGAGUAUCCCUGCAACCUUCCGAGAGUAUUGGGAUACUUGGGGUCGACAUUUCGAGCGAUGUCCAGUUUCGGAGUCAUUUGGAAGGCAAAGCCAAGUUGGCGUCCAAAAUGCUGGGAGUCCUCAACAGAGCGAAGCGGUACUUCACGCCUGGACAAAGGCUUUUGCUUUAUAAAGCACAAGUCCGGCCUCGCGUGGAGUACUGCUCCCAUCUCUGGGCCGGGGCUCCCAAAUACCAGCUUCUUCCAUUUGACUCCAUACAGAGGAGGGCCGUUCGGAUUGUCGAUAAUCCCGGUCUCACGGAUCGUUUGGAACCUCUGGGUCUGCGGAGGGACUUCGGUUCCCUCUGUAUUUUGUACCGUAUGUUCCAUGGGGAGUGCUCUGAGGAAUUGUUCGAGAUGAUACCGGCAUCUCGUUUUUACCAUCGCACCGCCCGCCACCGGAGUAGAGUUCAUCCAUACUACCUGGAGCCACUGCGGUCAUCCACAGUGCGUUUCCAGAGGUCUUUUUUGCCACGUACCAUCCGGCUAUGGAAUGAGCUCCCCUCCACGGUGUUUCCCGAGCGCUAUGACAUGUCCUUCUUCAAACGAGGCUUGUGGAGAGUAUUAAGCGGUAGGCAGCGGCUUGGCUCUGCCCCUGGCAUUGCUGAAGUCCAUGGGCGACGGUAACCACUCACCAUCAGGUGGGCCGUAUGCUCGUCUGCCUACAAGGGCAAUAAAAAAAAAAAAAAAAAAAAAAAAAAAAUAUAUGUAUAGCCAGUAAGUACCCUUUACAAAACUCAAAUCACAAACAGUAAUAGCUUUUUUUGUUUUUAAAUCUUAAACAGAAAGGCAUCAAUCUAAAUUAGACUAAUUUAAAAUAGAUUACCAAUCAGUGUUUAUUUAUUUAUUUUUUGAAUACAUUACUGCUUCACUGCAGAAAUAGGCGGGGUGGUGGUACCUACCCAUACAGGUUCACAAGCGGUCCUACCACCAGUAAAAGUGUUAACGUUGUAAUCAAGAUUGAAAAGUUUUGAACCUUUUAGCAAAAUAUUAAGGAACAUAUUUCAGUACAUUUGCUCUGGGAAUAGAUGUGAUAAACAUGUUUUGUUAAUAAAAAUAAGUUUUAAUGUAAAUAAAUGUAUAUAUUUUGUUAUUUUAAAUAAAUGGUUAUGCAGUGUAUUUGUAA
Molecule: messenger RNA, 4704 nt
Organism: Bombyx mori (domestic silkworm)
Lineage: Eukaryota; Metazoa; Arthropoda; Insecta; Lepidoptera; Bombycidae
Gene: Fdx1
Product: adrenodoxin-like protein 1, mitochondrial
Exons: 5
Coding region: 202-705 (167 amino acids)
Biological process (GO): positive regulation of oxidoreductase activity; P450-containing electron transport chain
Cellular component (GO): mitochondrion
Molecular function (GO): 2 iron, 2 sulfur cluster binding
Source: RefSeq, a predicted model, not a curated record